Messenger RNA from Fusarium venenatum, 297 nucleotides. Lineage: Eukaryota; Fungi; Ascomycota; Sordariomycetes; Hypocreales; Nectriaceae. The record is from RefSeq and is a predicted model, not a curated record.
AUGGUUCCCAGAAAUAUCGGCGGGCCCCAACAAUGGAUGAUCCGCUGGAAUAACAAGGGCUAUGUUGGCUGGGAUUGUUGUGAGGGCGUCUUCGAGGACGACACCGUCCUUGAAAGCGACGGGCUUCACAGUGGAGCUAUUGACUCUGAUGCCUUCGGCCACUUCGUCGGAAUCGAGUUUACCACAGAGGAUGACGUCGAGGAAGACAGAACUUUGACUAUCACUAGGUCGCUGAGCCAAUCAUUCACAAGCUUCCACGAUCUGGCAACGCUCUUCACAAUGACCAGCUUCAUCUAG